GGCGUGGUGAUGGCCCGGGAGUGGGACACACUCAGAGGAUUUGCAGAACCUAGGCUGGAAGGCACUAAUCCUGCACUUAUCCAGGUCGCCAUAGUCACAGGAGAAGCCGGGGCAGGCACAGACUGCUAGUGACACGGCAGCAGCAUGGCAGAGGCCGCAGUUGGUGAGCAGCUGGCAGGGUCCGACCUGCAUCACAUGGACAGCGUGCACCGAGCAACCGACGGAGCGCAUCAAUCAGGGCAGGGGAGAGACAAACUGGGGCUGACCAAUGGCUGUCGGGGAGAUGGAGGUAACAUGAUGGACUGUCACACACAGGUGCAAGAUGCCAGUGAGAAGCAAGAGAAUGUGAUCCCAAAUGUAGAGGAGGAUACAGGGGAGCAGGGUGCUGUGCACCCCAAUGUAGAGGAGGGUGUAGAGGUGAAGCAGGGUGCUGUACAACCCAAUGUAGAGGAGGGUGCAGUGGAGAAGCAGGCUGCUGUACACCCCAAUAUAGAGGAGAGUGCAGGGGAGGAGCAGGGUGCUGUGCAUCCCAGUGUAGAGGAGAGGAGUGCAGGGGAGAAGCAGGGUGCUGUGAGCCUCAGUGUAGAGGAGGGUGUAGAGGUGAAGCAGGGUGCUAUACACCCCAAUGUAGAGGAGGGUGCAGUGGACAAGCAGGGUGCUGUACACCCCAAUGUAGAGGAGGGUGCAGGGGGGAAGCAGGGUGCUGUGAGCCUCAAUGUAGAGGAGGGUGUAGAGGUGAAGCAGGGUGCUAUACACCCCAAUGUAGAGGAGGGUGCAGGGGGGAAGCAGGGUGCUAUACACCCCAAUGUAGAGGAGGGUGCAGGGGGGAAGCAGGGUGCUGUGAGCCUCAAUGUAGAGGAGGGUGCAGGGGGGAAGCAUGAGGUUGUGAACCCCCAAAGUGUGGAAGAUUCGGGAGAGAAGCAGGAGGGUGUUAGCCCAGCAGUAGGAAAGCAGGUCACAGUCAUAGGACCCCCUGAUGUAAAAGGCAGUGAUGAAUCCUCAGCAGAGGGGGUCGAGGAUCAGGGACUUGGCGAUCCUACCCUGAACAACACAGCUGAUAAAGGGAGCACAGAGGAAGGUACAGGGGACCAGGAUGAGAAGGAGGAUGAGAAAAAGAGCAGUAGUGAGAGCAGUGAAGGGACAUCCAGCAGUGAUGAGGAGGAGGAAGAUGACAAGAAGGAGGGAGAUCAUGCUGAAGGUAUAGAAGGAGCAGAUAACACAGAUGAAAAACAAAAUGUGGAGCAGGGAGAGGAAGGGGCUACAGAUGAGGUUGGACAAGGAAGUAUUGCUGUAGGGGAGACUGAGGAUGGAGCUACGGGCCAGGUAGAACCAGUAAGUAGUGCUGGAGAGGUUGCAGAAGAAGGUGCUGGCCAGGUAGAACCAGGGACUAGUGCUGGAGAGGUUGCAGAAGAAGGUGCUCAGCAGCUAGAACCAGGGACUAGUGCUGGAGAGGUUGCAGGAGAAGAAGGUACUGGCCAGGGAGAACCAGGUACUAGUGCUGGAGAGGUUGCAGGGGAAGAAAGUACUGGCCAGGUAGAACCAGGGACUAGAGCUGGAGAGGUUGCAGGGGAAGAAAGUACUGGCCAGGUAGAACCGGGGACUAAUGCUGGAGAGGUUGCAGAAGAAAGUACCGGUACUCGCCAGGAUGAACCAGGAACUAGUGCUGGAGAGAUUGCAGGGGAAGAUGGUACUGGCCCUGUAGAAUCAAGGACUAGUGCUGAAGAGGUAGCAGGGAAAGGAGAUAAUGGCAAGGUAGAACCAGUGAGUAGUACUGGAGGGGUAACUGAAGCUGGAACUGCAGAGCAGGUAAAACUAGAGAGUAGUGCUGGAGAGGUGACAGAAGCUGAAGCUGCAGAGCAGUUAGUGCCAGGAAGUAGUGCUGCAGAGGUAGCUGGACAGGUAGAACCAGUGAGUAGUGCUGAAGAGGUGGCAGGGGAAGGAGGUACUGGCCUGGUAGAACCAGGGAGUAGUGCUGGAGAUGUAACAGAAUCUGGAGCUACAGAGCAGUUACAACCAGGGAGUAGUGCUGGAGAGGUAACUGAAGCUGGAGCAGCAGAGCAGUUAGAACCUGACAUUAGUAUUGGAGAGGUAACUGAAGCUGGAGCUGCAGAAAAGUUAGAACCAGAGAGUAGUGCUGGAGAGGUGACAGAAGCUGGAACUGCAGAGCAGUUAGUGCCAGGAAGUAGUGCUGGAGAGGAAGCUGGACAGGUAGAACCAGCUGUUGGCACAGGAGAGGGUGCAGGUGAUGGAGCUAUUGGACAGAUAGAACCAGGUAAAAAUGCUGAAGAGGAGACAGGAGAUGUAGCUACAGGACAUGCAGAACCAUUAAAUGGUGCUGGAGAGGAGGCAGGUGCUUUGAUAGGGAAUCAGGAAGCUAAAGAAAGUGAGUUAGAAGAAGCAAACGGGGAUGAAAAUUCAAAAGUAGUCCAAGCUGAUGGGGAAUUGGUGCAGGGAGCAAGUGCAGCGCAAGAGGAGGACAGUGCAAACCAGAAAGAAGGAACAGAGGAGAAGUCAGAGGAAAUAGCUGGACCUGCGACAGAUGGACAUCUGAAUACAGCAGAAAUCUCUGGAAGUGUAAUAGAAGAGAGUCCUGUCCUGGAAGAGUCACCUCAGCAGGGACCUGAGGACCAUGCUAAGACAGCAGAGGAGACCCAGCCAGUUACUCCUGCUGGUGGCACAGACACCGGCGAUGGAGGUAUGAUCAGGGAAAAUGGUGUGGCCCAAACAAUCAGCCCCGACACCCCAUUGGAGGACAGUACAAUACUUCAGGACCAUGACAUAUCCUUGUUUGUUAAGGCCGGGAGUGAUGGUGAAAGUAUUGGCAACUGUCCCUUCUCUCAGCGGCUCUUCAUGAUCCUCUGGCUGAAAGGUGUAAUAUUUAAUGUCACCACCGUGGAUUUGAAGAGGAAACCUGCAGAUCUACAGAACCUUGCACCAGGAACAAACCCGCCGUUUAUGACCUUUGAUGGGGAGGUGAAAACCGAUGUGAAUAAAAUAGAGGAAUUCCUGGAAGAAAAAUUAACAGUGCCAAGGCAUCCUAAACUUGCACCAGUACACCCAGAAUCCAACUCAGCUGGAAAUGAUGUGUUUGCAAAAUUCUCAGCCUACAUAAAAAAUCCCAAGAAGGAUCUAAAUGAAACGUUAGAAAAAAACUUACUGAGGUCGUUAAAGAAACUCAACGACUUUUUGAAUUCCCCGCUGUCUAACGAGAUUGAUGCCUAUUCUACCGAGGAAAUCACCGUCUCCAACAGGUCAUUCUUGGACGGGAACGAGCUCACUCUAGCCGACUGCAACCUGUUACCUAAACUCCACAUAAUUAAGGUGGUUUGCAAGAAGUUCCGGAACUUUGAUAUCCCGGCAGAAAUGACUGGAAUUUGGAGAUACCUACACAAUGCCUAUGCCAGAGAUGAGUUCACUAAUACAUGCCCAGCAGACUAUGAGAUUGAAUUUGCAUAUUUUGGUGUCGCCAAAAAAAUGAAUCCAUAAAACAGCUUUUUUCCCUGUAUACAAUAUCCUACAUGCAGUAUUUUUUCUAAAGGGGUUAUUUGCCCCAGCUACAGAAACUGGGGCAGAUACGUGAUACAGAACAUCAGUGUUUGGGCCAGCAGCUGUGGCACCGCGGGGACUGUUCUGUAUCACAGAGGCCGGGGCUCUGACUAGGGGGGUGGGGAACCUUGGUUAAAACAUUUUACUUGGUAGUAGUGCCGCCUUAAGUACAUCCAUCACAUAUAGCGGAGGCAGCCAUUUUAUAAGCCUGCUGUUCCGGAGAAUGCUUGUUAUUAAUUUGGUAUUAAUGCACACAGUUUGGUAGUGAACUGACAUGCUGCACUCAAUGCAAGGUUGUUUUAAAUAUACAGGCUGCAAGUUCAGGGUUUUAUUGGACAGUUCACAAAAUGGCUUCCUCCACUGUGUGUUGGAGUAGGUUGGUACACUUGGUGAGAACAUAGUUAACAGCAGUCCCUAAAUUCCAGGGACAGUCUCAGAAUUUGAAGAUUUGUUCCUUGGAAAUGUCUCUAUUUUUCAAGAACAACCAAAUGCAUAAUACAAUUGACUUAUUUCUUUAUGUAAUGUGCCAUUUUGACGAUCGACUCUUGUUCAUUGGCAAUUAUAAAUGUAAUAUUCAUUAAAGGUGAUUUAAAGUGCACGUUUUUUCAUCAGCAGCAGGCAUUCCUCAGGAUUAUGUUAGUAGCAUAUUACACAGAAUAUGUUAUUGUCUAGAGCAGGGGUUCUCAAACUCGGUCCUCAGGACCCCACACAGUGCAUGUUUUGCAGGUAACCCAGCAAGUGCACAGGUGUAUCAAUUACUCACUGACACAUUUUAAAAGGUCCACAGGUGGAGCUAAUUAUUUCACUUGUGAUUUUUUGAGGAGACCUGCAAAACAUGCACCGUG
Messenger RNA from Pseudophryne corroboree (corroboree frog), 4391 nucleotides. RefSeq names its product chloride intracellular channel 6 (gene CLIC6). The record is from RefSeq and is a predicted model, not a curated record. Bases 145 to 3486 code for a protein of 1113 amino acids. The transcript is spliced from 6 exons. NCBI's taxonomy places the organism in Eukaryota, Metazoa, Chordata, Amphibia, Anura, Myobatrachidae.